Amorphotheca resinae ATCC 22711 is the source of this 1413-nucleotide messenger RNA. RefSeq lists its product as hypothetical. Gene Ontology annotation, biological process: biosynthetic process. Gene Ontology annotation, molecular function: pyridoxal phosphate binding; L-2-aminoadipate:2-oxoglutarate transaminase activity. The coding region runs from base 1 to 1413 and encodes 470 amino acids. Lineage: Eukaryota; Fungi; Ascomycota; Leotiomycetes; Helotiales; Amorphothecaceae. The record is from RefSeq and is a predicted model, not a curated record. The transcript has 2 exons.
AUGGUUGCCAAGAAACAAAUCAAUCUCCUCCGGGGCUGGCCCAACCCGGCUCUCCUAGCCAGCUCCGCUAUCCAAACCGCAGCCGCAAAAGCUCUAUCCGACCCCCAGGUCUCAACACCUGGAUUACUCUAUGGUCCUGAUCCGGGGUAUCAACCUUUGCGGGAGAGUAUCUCCAGAUGGCUAUCAGACUAUUACCGCAACCCGUCCCUUGGCCCCGCGGAAGCUUCGCACAAUGGCACAGGGGGUAACGGGGAUGAGGAUGAUGGGGACAGGAUCUGUAUCACGGGCGGCGCCUCCCAGAAUCUGGCUUGUUUGUUACAGGUGUUUACGGAUCCCUUGUAUACUCGGGUGUGGAUGGUAGCGCCUUGUUAUUUUUUGGCGUGUCGGAUUUUUGAGGAUGCGGGGCUCAGGACGAGGGCGGUAGGGGAGGGAGCGGAAGGGGUGGAUCUGGAGGCUUUGGAGAAGGGCUUGGAGGAGUGUGAGAGGGAAGCAAAUGCAGAGAAGAAGGUAGGUGUCAAACUGCCAAAGCCUUGGUCAAAAAUCUACCGCCAUGUAAUCUACGCCGUCCCCGCCUUCUCCAACCCCUCUGGUCGAACCAUGGCUCUCUCUUGUCGGCGCUCACUUGUCCAGCUUGCAAGAAAGUACGAUGCAUUAAUAAUAACGGACGAUGUCUAUGACUUCCUGCACUGGCCCACCUCCUCCCCCUCCUCGCAGCAUUUAACUAGAGCAAUACUUCCACGACUAGUAGAUAUCGACCGGACACUGGAGCCCGUGCCAGGGAAAGAAGACUUUGGCAACGCUGUGAGCAACGGAACGUUCAGCAAGAUUGCCGGGCCGGGUGUGAGGACUGGAUGGGCCGAGGCGACCCCGAAACUCAUAUAUGGAUUGAGCCAAUGCGGCUCAUCGCGCUCUGGAGGAGCGCCGAGUCAACUCACCGCCACGAUCAUAAACUCAUUACUGCAAAGCGGGGAUUUGGAAGAGCAUAUUGAGAAGGUACUAAAACCUGCUUUUACAAGAAGAUACAAUCUUAUGAUGUCGGCUAUCACGAGAAAUUUGACGCCACUGGGCGUGAAGGUUGAAGAGGGUAAGGUGGAGGGGAAGGAUAUCUUUGGGGGGUACUUCAUCUGGUUGGAGUUACCGGAGAAGGUGAAUGCGGAGAUUGUGAGUGAGAGGUGCAGGGAGAGAGAGAAUUUAGUCGUGGCGCCCGGGGAUCUAUUCGAGGUCCACGGGGAUGAGAGUAUAAAGUUUCAGAACUCACUAAGGUUGUGUUUUGCAUGGGAGGAGGAGGGAGAUCUCGAAGAAGGAGUGAAGAGGUUGGCGCGGGUUGUGAAAGAUGUUAUGGAAGGGAAGGGAGGGGAGAUAGGGGGAGGCCGAAUGAAGGCAUCGAAGCAGGAUCUGGGAGAGUUUAGGUGA